Molecule: messenger RNA, 2097 nt
Organism: Dufourea novaeangliae
Lineage: Eukaryota; Metazoa; Arthropoda; Insecta; Hymenoptera; Halictidae
Gene: Nmt
Product: glycylpeptide N-tetradecanoyltransferase 1
Exons: 8
Coding region: 1-1443 (480 amino acids)
Biological process (GO): N-terminal peptidyl-glycine N-myristoylation
Cellular component (GO): cytoplasm
Molecular function (GO): glycylpeptide N-tetradecanoyltransferase activity
Source: RefSeq, a predicted model, not a curated record
AUGCGCUUUGUCAAAAUCUAUAUUAAAAUGGAGGAAAAGAGUCAAGUCGUGGAACGAGAGGCUAAGAAGGAUGAGAUUCACGAAAAAGAUGGGAAGUCAAAAAGUUCAAAAAAGAGAAAUCGUAAGAAGAAGAAUGAGGUGGUACAUGCCACUAGUGAAAACCAUGACCACGCAGGUCAUAGGGACGAGCAUGAAAUGCAUAGCACAUGUAAUAUUUCGAUAAAAGAUAUACAAAUGGCUAUGGAAGUGUUCAAUAUGCAACAGAAGCCUGCCAAGACUCAGGAGGAAGCUAUGCAAAAGCCUUAUCAAUUUUGGAGCACACAGCCAGUACCAAAAAUGGAUGAAAAGAUUGUAAAAAAUGAACCUAUUGAACCUGAUAAAACAUCUAUAAGGGCAGAGCCUUAUUCAUUGCCAGCUGAUUUUCAGUGGGACACUCUAAAUCUGGAUGAUCCUUUAGUUUUAUCUGAAUUAUACACUUUGUUGGCUGAAAAUUACGUGGAGGAUGACGAUGCUAUGUUUAGAUUUGAUUAUCCACCAAACUUUUUGAAGUGGGCAUUGCAACCCCCUGGAUGGUGCAAAGAAUGGCACUGUGGGGUACGAGUCACUAAAAGCGGACGUCUAGUCGGUUUUAUUUCCGCUAUUCCAGCUAAUCUACGUGUCUACAACCACACUCAGAAAAUGGUGGAAAUUAACUUCCUGUGCGUGCAUAAGAAGUUGAGAUCGAAAAGGGUCGCGCCAGUCUUAAUACGUGAAAUAACUAGGAGAGUUAAUCUGCAAGGUAUAUUUCAGGCUGUGUAUACUGCUGGUGUUGUAUUGCCAAAACCAAUAGCAACAUGCAGGUAUUGGCAUCGUUCUCUUAAUCCAAAGAAACUAAUUGACAUCAAGUUCUCCCACUUGUCUCGUAACAUGACAAUGCAGAGAACCUUAAAACUAUACAAACUGCCAGAAAAUACGAAAGUACCAGGAUUUAGGAAACUGGUCGAAGCAGACAUACCGCAGGCUCACAAAAUAUUGACUGAAUAUCUGGAAAAGUUUGAUUUGGCACCAAUCUUUUCAAUCGAAGAAUUCCGACACUGGUUCCUCCCGCAAAACGGGAUUAUUAACAGUUUUGUAGUGGAGAACGAUGGUAAAAUCACUGACAUGGUUAGUUACUACACAUUGCCAAGUUCUGUAAUGCAUCACUUAAUCCACAAGACUCUAAGGGCUGCGUACAGUUUCUACAACGUGUCCACUGUAACUCCAUGGCUAGAUCUCAUGACAGACGCUUUGAUAUCGGCGCGUAAUCUCGGCUUCGACGUGUUUAACGCGUUGGACCUCAUGGAUAACAAGGAAUUCCUAGAACCCCUGAAGUUCGGCAUAGGUGACGGGAAUCUCCAAUAUUACUUGUACAACUGGCGUUGCCCCAGCAUGACACCCGGGAAGAUCGGUUUGGUGCUCCAGUAGAGGUCUAGUUCAACGAAUCGUUGUCUCGAAAUAAAACACAAUUUCGCACGUGCAAGCUUACCAAAUGGGUAAAUGGUAUAACAAAAAAAAAAUGGGGACGAACGAUACGGGACUAAUUAGGAAAGAAGAUGAAUGACGCUGAAACGGGAGCAAGUACAACCACGACGUUUCCAUCGAUGGAGUGUCCGGUGUACAAUUCGACGCACAAGGGGGAAAUCGAUAACUCCUUGAAUCAAACCGGGAUUCGCCAUUGGAUCCGCCGGUUCUGCGGAACUCAUCCUUGUCUCCGCCAUCACUCGGGCUCAUGACGUUAGGUCAAGGUCGAGAUCGGAAUAUGCUUGCGCAGCGCGCGUGUAUAUACGUAUGUGCGUGACUCGAGCAAUGUAGAUAAAUAUCGUACAUUAGUAAUUUGCAGAACCCACGCAGCUGAGGGAAGUUUUCUCUCCUGUUGGUGGUGCAUCGGCCGCGAAAGGCAUUCACAGUUUUCAAUAAACGCUCCUGGAAGCUAUUGUACGUAACCCCUGGAUUAUUCCCAGGCUAUCCCUUCAGCAUCUUCUUGAUUAAAUAGGUCGCAAAAGUAUGCCGAAGUGAGAGUGGAAGAGUUUAAAUAAAGCGAGGUCGAAAGUAAGCCUGUGUUUGUUUACCCUCCUGGUU